Molecule: messenger RNA, 3081 nt
Organism: Danio aesculapii
Lineage: Eukaryota; Metazoa; Chordata; Actinopteri; Cypriniformes; Danionidae
Gene: espnlb
Product: espin like b
Exons: 10
Coding region: 1-3015 (1004 amino acids)
Biological process (GO): actin filament bundle assembly
Cellular component (GO): cytoplasm
Molecular function (GO): actin filament binding
Source: RefSeq, a predicted model, not a curated record
AUGGUUCUCCAUAAAGCCAUUCAGGCUGCUCGAGAGGGGGAUGUGGAGGCUCUGAGGGCCCUGCAUGUGUCUGGAUGCCUCAGUCCAAACAUCACUGAUCCCCAAGGAGCGUCACCUGUUCACCAUGCUGCCCGAAAUGGGCAACUGGACUGCUUGGAGUUUCUGGUACAUGAAGGUCAUUUCCAAUGCAACACUCGAACGAAGAAUGGAGCGACGGCCGCCCAUGAUGCUGCUGCCACCGGGCAUAUCCGAGAGCUGCAGUGGCUGCUGAAUCAGGAGAAGUGUGGGAUUGAGGAUCGUGAUGGUGAGGGAGCGACAGCUCUGCAUCUGGCUGCCAGGUUUGGCCAUGCGGAGGCAGUGCAGUGGCUGUUGUUUGAAGGAGGAAACACAGAGGCAGAGACCGACUGCGGAGCUCGACCAGUCCAUUACGCUGCAACCAGCGGAGACCUCACGUCCCUCAAAAUGCUCAUGUCUAGCUCUCCACGGUGUGUGGACUGUCAGACAGGAACCGGAGCCACUCCACUGUAUCUGGCCUGUCAGGAGGGGCAUCUGCAUGUGGUCGAAUACCUAGUGAAAGACUGCAGUGCCAACGUCCAUGUUCAGGCCAAAGAUGGCAUGAGUGUGUUACAUGCAGCUGCCCACAUGGGACAUUAUGCACUGGUGGUCUGGCUGGCCUCCUUCACAGACCUGGAUCUGUCCUGUCAGGAUAAGGAUGGAGCUACAGCGCUACACUUCGCCGCUAGCGAGGGCCACCAUCGCAUCGUGGAGCGUCUUUUACUGAUGGGAGUGAAGGUCCUGAAAGACCACUGGGGCGGGACACCUCUGCAUGACGCAGCAGAGAAUGGAGAACUGGAGUGCUGUCGAGUGCUGCUGAAUAAUCACAUCAGUCCGCUGGAGAGAGACUCUGACGGGUUUACUGCACUCCACCUGGCAGAAUACAAUGGCUAUCAUGACUGUGCCAACUUCCUGCGUGAUGCUGGAGCUCAACAGUCUCCAGACAUUGUUCUCAUAGAGGAAGAAAGGACCUUGUUUAGCUCAACCGACCCCUACCAGGACAUUGAGGACUUGAAACACAAAAGCAAGAUGGAAAUCUGCAAGCCGGUGAAUGAAGUUUCUCCUCAGCCUCGUCCUUCUAUAGCAUGUCUGGAAACUUCAUCUACAUUAUUGGAUUCGUCACAGGCUAAGAAAGCUGGAGCUGGAACCAUUCAACACAUGCAAGUGGCCUCUACAGUUGUAACUUCAUUUAACAUGAGGAAGCAUCUUGAGGAAGAGGAGGCCAUGUUAUCUCAUAAGUCCAUGAGGUCGCUGAGACAAGCAGGGAUCACGGCGGUCUUCACUGGACAAACAAUGAAUGUACAAAAAGGAGACAACGACAUUGUUCCGCUUGUGACACUGGAGGCAAAUAUUGCUGACAUUGAUUCUCUGAUCCCGACUCAUGAUGAGAACGGCAGGCCCAUAGCUGAAUGGAAGAGGCAGGUUAUGGUGCGCAAGCUUCAGGCUCGACUUCAAGAUGAAGAUGACCACAGCAGAAAACAGGAAAUCAGCGGCAAACACAUUGAGGUGGAUGGCUGGAGGUAUUCCCAAGUCCACAAUGUGAUUUUGGGGCCCUUUGGAGAGCUGCUCACUGAGGAUGACCUGGUCUACUUGGAGGGACAGAUUGAAACAAUCUCCCUUCAGAAACGAUGUCAGGCCUAUGAACUAGAGCUUGCCCGGCUGGCGGAAGAGCUCAGGGCCAUCCUUCCUGCUCCCAUCGUUAAUAUCACUGUCAACACACAGUGCCCCCAGCUCCCAAACAUGGAGGAAUCUCUGCCUCUUCCUGUGUGGUACAACCGUAUCUCAAAUAUAGUAAAGAGCAUGUCUUUGCUUCUGACAAACCUCUCCGAAACAAAUGGCGAGGAUGGGAUCUAUAAGAUGCCAAACACAGAUCUGGCUUCAGUUUUUACAUAUCAGCCGGAGAGGCAAAGUUCAAUCCGAGGACGAAGGCAGAAGGUGGAACUGGAGAUCCAGCAGUCAGGAGUUUCUGUCAGAAACCUGAGGUCCAAUUUUGAGAGUCAAAUAGGAAACAUCUACCCAUUUUCUGGCCUUAUAAACAACACAUCCGACACAAGGCAGCAAAAACUGUCGACAAAUGGAAGUGAGCCGCCCAUGGGGACAAUCCAAAGCACCGACAUAAAUCACCUUCAUGACAGUGCCAUAAAAUGCCAACAGGCACCAGGCAGAGAUGCAGCAAAAGUAAUGGAGACCACCUGUUUGCGGAAGGAGCGUAUCGUUGUCUUGUUUUUGAGCCACUGGAAAAGGUCUGCAUAUGCAAUAUCACUGCGGGCCAAGAUGAAACAGGAGCUUGGCACUCGUACAGGAGAAGAAAUAACAGCUCCAGUCUCCAAGCCAGGAACUAGAUCACUGUAUCAUCUCUAUAGGCAAAGAACUGCAAUAGAUAAGAUGAUUGGCAACUGGAAACGGGUCACCUCAGGCGUCCCAUCACGACAGAUCCGGAGUCUCCAGAGGAAGCGCGUCACCUAUUCGCCCGAGCAGUUCCUUCCUCGAGUGGACGGCGCUCUGGUUGCUUACGACAGCCUGACCCUUGACCUGUUCAUGCUCGGUUAUUUUCACAUUCUCGAACAGGACCUCACAGCUGAAGAGCGCAAGAUGAGACACCUGUUGUGCUUUGAGGUGUUCGACCAUGUUGGGAAUUUUCCCUGGGAGACGGUCCGAGACUUCCAUCGGGCCGUCCUCAGGGACAUUGAAGCUGGGAGACGUGAGUGGAAAGAUGGUUUUGAGGACAUCAAAGCACAAUAUUUUGGGAAAAAAGAAAAUGGGAUUUCUAAAGAACCUGUGAAUGAUUCCCAUGCAGUACCGCAAGUCAUCAUUGAGAAUAUCACACCAAACGAUGAAAGACAUCUCAAUGGAGAUGGAAGCAAUGAUUUCUCAAUGUUUAAUAAUGAUGAAAUUUGCAAAUAUAUCGACCGAAGUUUCACCUUCUGGAAGGAGAAAGAAGCAGAGUUGUUUAACUUUUGAGAUUUUUGAAUUGGUUAAUAUGAUGCAUUAAAGCUCUAUACGUUUGAGAUAUUGGCUGUUUCUCAA